Messenger RNA from Myotis lucifugus (little brown bat), 3840 nucleotides. RefSeq names its product EPH receptor B2 (gene EPHB2). Gene Ontology annotation, cellular component: plasma membrane; neuron projection. The coding region runs from base 98 to 2836 and encodes 912 amino acids. Gene Ontology annotation, molecular function: protein binding; ATP binding; transmembrane-ephrin receptor activity. Gene Ontology annotation, biological process: axon guidance; central nervous system projection neuron axonogenesis; cell surface receptor protein tyrosine kinase signaling pathway. NCBI's taxonomy places the organism in Eukaryota, Metazoa, Chordata, Mammalia, Chiroptera, Vespertilionidae. The record is from RefSeq and is a predicted model, not a curated record. The transcript has 15 exons.
CUGGGGCCCACCGAGCUUUGCUGUCCCCAUGUGUCCAGUGAGGGGGAACAAGGUCGAGGACCGUUGGCUGGAGGGAUGCACGAAGUGAGAAACGCUGAUGGAUUCAACCACAGCGACGGCGGAGCUCGGCUGGAUCGUGCAUCCUCCAUCAGGGUGGGAAGAGGUGAGUGGCUACGAUGAGAACAUGAACACGAUCCGCACCUACCAGGUUUGCAAUGUAUUUGAAUCGAGCCAGAACAACUGGCUACGGACCAAGUUCAUCCGGCGCCGCGGUGCCCACCGCAUCCACGUGGAGAUGAAGUUCUCGGUGCGGGACUGCAGCAGCAUCCCCAGUGUGCCCGGCUCCUGCAAGGAGACCUUCAACCUCUAUUACUAUGAGGCCGACUUUGACUCGGCCACCAAGACCUUCCCCAACUGGAUGGAGAAUCCGUGGGUGAAGGUGGACACCAUCGCGGCCGACGAGAGCUUCUCCCAGGUGGACCUGGGUGGCCGCGUCAUGAAGAUCAACACCGAGGUGAGGAGCUUCGGGCCCGUGUCCCGCAGCGGCUUCUACCUGGCCUUCCAGGACUAUGGCGGCUGCAUGUCCCUCAUCGCUGUGCGCGUCUUCUACCGCAAGUGCCCCCGCAUCAUCCAGAACGGCGCCAUCUUCCAGGAGACGCUGUCAGGGGCCGAGAGCACUUCGCUGGUGGCCGCCCGGGGCAGCUGCAUCGCCAAUGCUGAGGAGGUGGACGUGCCCAUCAAACUCUACUGUAACGGGGACGGCGAGUGGCUGGUGCCCAUCGGGCGCUGCAUGUGCAAAGCGGGCUUCGAGGCCGUGGAGAAUGGCACCGUCUGCCGAGGUUGCCCAUCUGGAACCUUCAAGGCCAACCAAGGGGACGAGGCCUGCACCCACUGCCCCAUCAACAGCCGGACCACUUCGGAAGGGGCCACCAACUGUGUCUGCCGCAACGGCUACUACCGAGCAGACCUGGACCCGCUGGACAUGCCCUGCACAACCAUCCCCUCUGCACCCCAGGCCGUGAUCUCCAGCGUCAACGAGACCUCACUCAUGUUAGAGUGGACCCCGCCCCGCGACUCCGGAGGCCGGGAGGAUCUCGUCUAUAACAUCAUCUGCAAGAGCUGUGGCUCCGGCCGGGGCGCCUGCACCCGCUGUGGGGACAACGUGCAGUAUGCACCCCGCCAGCUGGGCCUGACGGAGCCCCGCAUCUACAUCAGCGACCUGCUGGCCCACACCCAGUACACCUUCGAGAUCCAGGCCGUGAACGGCGUCACCGACCAGAGCCCCUUCUCCCCUCAGUUCGCCUCCGUGAACAUCACCACCAACCAAGCAGCUCCGUCGGCUGUGUCCAUCAUGCACCAGGUGAGCCGCACCGUGGACAGCAUCACCCUGUCGUGGUCCCAGCCUGACCAGCCCAACGGCGUCAUCCUGGACUAUGAGCUGCAGUACUACGAGAAGGAGCUCAGUGAGUACAACGCCACGGCCAUAAAGAGCCCCACCAACACAGUCACUGUGCAGGGCCUCAAAGCCGGCGCCAUCUAUGUCUUCCAGGUGCGGGCACGCACCGUGGCGGGCUAUGGGCGCUACAGUGGCAAGAUGUACUUCCAGACCAUGACAGAAGCCGAGUACCAGACCAGCAUCCAGGAGAAGCUGCCACUCAUCGUCGGCUCCUCGGCGGCUGCCCUGGUCUUCCUCAUCGCCGUGGUUGUCAUCGCCAUCGUGUGUAACAGAAGACGGGGGUUUGAGCGUGCUGACUCGGAAUACACGGACAAGCUGCAGCACUACACCAGUGGCCACAUGACCCCAGGCAUGAAGAUCUACAUCGACCCGUUCACCUACGAGGACCCCAAUGAGGCAGUGCGGGAGUUUGCCAAGGAAAUCGACAUCUCCUGUGUCAAAAUUGAGCAGGUGAUCGGAGCAGGGGAGUUUGGUGAGGUGUGCAGUGGCCACCUGAAACUGCCAGGCAAGAGAGAGAUCUUUGUAGCCAUCAAGACGCUCAAGUCGGGCUAUACUGAGAAGCAGCGCCGGGACUUCCUGAGCGAGGCCUCCAUCAUGGGCCAGUUCGACCACCCCAACGUCAUUCACCUGGAGGGUGUUGUCACCAAGAGCACGCCCGUGAUGAUCAUCACUGAGUUCAUGGAGAAUGGCUCCCUGGACUCCUUCCUCCGGCAAAACGACGGGCAGUUCACAGUCAUCCAGCUGGUGGGCAUGCUGCGGGGCAUCGCGGCCGGCAUGAAGUACCUGGCGGACAUGAACUACGUCCACCGCGACCUGGCCGCCCGCAACAUCCUCGUCAACAGCAACCUGGUCUGCAAGGUGUCCGACUUCGGCCUCUCACGCUUUCUGGAGGAUGAUACCUCAGACCCCACCUACACCAGCGCCCUGGGUGGGAAGAUCCCCAUCCGCUGGACAGCCCCAGAAGCCAUCCAGUACCGGAAGUUCACCUCAGCCAGCGACGUGUGGAGCUAUGGCAUCGUCAUGUGGGAGGUGAUGUCGUACGGGGAGCGGCCCUACUGGGACAUGACCAACCAGGACGUAAUCAAUGCCAUAGAGCAGGACUACCGGCUGCCACCGCCCAUGGACUGCCCAAGCGCCCUGCACCAGCUCAUGCUGGACUGCUGGCAGAAGGACCGCAACCACCGGCCCAAGUUUGGUCAGAUCGUCAACACGCUGGACAAGAUGAUCCGCAACCCCAACAGCCUCAAAGCCAUGGCGCCCCUCUCUUCUGGGGACAUUCUCCGGGUUGGGGUCACCUUGGCCGGCCACCAGAAAAAAAUCCUGAACAGUAUCCAGGUGAUGCGGGCACAGAUGAACCAGAUCCAGUCUGUGGAGGUUUGACGUUCGCCUGCCUCGGCUCACCUCUUCCUCCAGGCCCUGCCCCCUCCACCCCACAUGCUGGCCUCCCUGGUUCUCUGUCUACCGAAGGGUCAGCCACCUGCCAGGAGGCCACGGCAACAGGAAGAACCAAGCAGCCCGCCAGCCAUGAGACGUCACCAAGAGCACGUGCAACUCAGAUGAUGGGAAAAAAGGGAACAGGGACAAAAGAAAACAGAUCCUGGGAGGGGGCGGGAAAUACAAGGAAUAUUUUUUAAAGAGGAUUCUCAUAAGGAAAGCGAUCAUUGUUCUUGGGGGAAAAGAAAAAGGGCUUGGGAGAUUCAUGCGACGGUCCAAUUGGAGCUCAAAAGCAGUUUCUCUCCAACUCCCUCUGGGAAGGCGACCUGGCCGGAGCCAAGAAACACUUUCAGGAAAACAAAUGUGAAAGGGAGAGACCAGGGUCACUCUUCUCUCCCGCCCCCAGGCUGCUCUUCCAGGCCUCGCUCAACAGCCACGUGCCAGGAGGACAGACGGGCAGCCACCUGGGAGCCACUCCGGGAAUAUCCAUUCCUACUGCCACUGGGCAAACAGAAGAAUCCUUCUGUCUUUGGAGAAUAUUUUAGAAACUCCAAUGAAAAAGACGUGUUUCUCCGCUUGGCUUAUGGGGCUGAAAAGGGACUCUUGUCUUCCUGGGUCAGGGAGAACACAGGGACCCGGGAAGGUCAGCCGCCCUGAGGCUGCCACCCCCCAGGUCUGCAGCUCCACGUCCAUUAUCACGUGCACAGCCGGCCGCCCGGCCCACCGGGCGCCCACUCCCGACAGCCCCCACAUGGAGGACUGGUGCUGCAGUGACCACCAUCAGCUACAACUGCCACUGAGGACGGUUGUGCCUGCGUCUGGGUUUGUUUACAGCGAUUCGUGGACUGGGGGGCAUAUUUUGGUCAGGGGUGAGUUUGGUUUAGGGGUUUGUUUGUUGGUUGUUGUUUUGUUUUUUUUUAAUGACAAUGAAGUGACACUUUGACAUUUCC